Messenger RNA from Closterium sp. NIES-65, 10746 nucleotides. The record is from the annotation of a GenBank genome assembly. Lineage: Eukaryota; Viridiplantae; Streptophyta; Zygnematophyceae; Desmidiales; Closteriaceae.
AUGGCGGCUCAAACGUCCUUAGCGGAUCUUACGGCAGACUGCUUCGCGCACUGCUGCCGAUGGCUCUCUCCCCGCGACCUCGUGAAUCUCUCCUUUUGCUGCUCGUCGCUUCGCCAACUUGCCAAUAGCGAUGCACCGUGGGCAUGCUACGUGGCACAUCAGGAAGAGCUACCCCGUCAGGCUGCGCUCCUCUCGGGAUUCCGUCAGGCCUUCAUAGAGCGCCACGUGGCAGCACAGAAGCUGCAGAUCGCCGACCCUGCCACGUGCGCAUGGCCCCUGUCUGGGGACGCAAGGGGGGACGCAGCCGCAGCAGGAGGCGGAGGAGAGGGGGACGGGGGAGGGGAAGGCGCGGCAGCAGCAGCAUGGGGAUGGGGUGGGCCAGGGGGAAGGGGAGGGGGAGUUAGGGGGGGAAGAGGUGUGGGGCAGGGCGGCGGGGGGGAAGGGGAAGCGCAGAAGCCUGUGAGCGCAGUGGUGGCGCUACAGGGGGGCGGAGGCCUUUCCGCCAUCCCUGCUUUAUCCUCAGUUUCAGUCCCAGGCGCUGGGGAGGGUGAUGAGUGGGAUGAGGAGGGAGGGGAGGAAGGGGAGGGGAGGGGGAAGGAGGGGAGGGAAGGCUGGCAUCAUGUGGUGGCAGUGCAGGGCUCUAACAUUCUCCUGUGGGGAGCAGCACCAGCAGGACGGGUGCAGAUGUCAGCAGUGCUCACGGCACACAAGGGCCGCAUCACAGCGCUGCUCCCAGUGGACCUCUCGCCCUUCCCUGCCGCUGCCCGCCUCGCCCCGCCCCUCCCCGCCCACACCUUCCUGCUCUCCACCAGUCUGGACCGCACUCUGCGCCUCUGGGGCAAGCCCCUAGCCCCUCAUCCCGCCCCGCCCCUCCCCGCCCACACCUUCCUGCUCUCCGCCAGCCUGGAUCGCACUCUACGCCUCUGGGGCAAGUCUGGACCGCACUCUACGCCUCUGGGGCAAGCACCUCACGCCCUUGCUUCCUCCCGUGAUAUACCACCCUCUCUGCCCUCUGCUGCCCUCUCCACCUUUCGCCACCUCCUUCCCUUUCUCCCCUUUGCUGCCCCACCCAGACCACCUGUCUGCGCUCCUUCUCAGGGCACACAGGCCCCAUCCUCUGCCUCUCAGACCGCAUCAUCGGCACCUCACACCCUUGCACGGGGAGCAACAGUGAUGCUUCGAGCGCAGCUAUCCCUUCCUCUACUUCCUCGUCCUCCUUCCUUCCGUGCGUCGCGACUGGAGGCAGCGACAGCACCGUUCGUGUCUGGUCCCUCCUCCAUCAGGUAUGUGGUCCCUCCUCCCAUCAGGUAUGUGGUCCCUCCUCCCAUCAGGUAUGUGGUCCCUCCUCCCAUCAGGUAUGUGGUCCCUCCUCCAUCAGGUAUGUGGUCCCUCCUCCCAUCAGGUAUGUGGUCCCUCCUCCCAUCAUGGUAUGUGGUCCCUGCCCGUCUCCCAUCAGGUAUGUGGUUCCCUCCUCCCAUCAGGUAUGUGGUCCCUCCUCCCAUCAGGUAUGUGGUCCCUCCUCCCAUCAGGUAUGUGGUCCCUCCUCCCAUCAGGUAUGGUGGUCCCUCCUCCCAUCAGGUAUGUGGUCCCUCCUCCCAUCAGGUAUGUGGUCCCUCCUCCAUCAGGUAUGUGUGUCCCUCCUCCCAUCAGGUAUGUGGUCCCUCCUCCCAUCAGGUAUGUGGUCCCUCCUCCCAUCAGGUAUGUGGUCCCUCCUCCCAUCAGGUAUGUGGUCCACUCCUCCCAUCAGGUAUGUGGUCCCUCCUCCCAUCAGGUAUGUGGUCCCUCCUCCCAUCAGGUUCCAUGUGGUGUGGUCCCUCCUCCCAUCAGGUAUGUGGUCCCUCCUCCCAUCAGGUAUGUGGUCCCUCCUCCCAUCAGGUAUGUGGUCCCUCCUCCCAUCAGGUAUGUGGUCCCUCCUCCCAUCAGGUAUGUGGUCCCUCCUCCCAUCAGGUAUGUGGUCCCUCCUCCCAUCAGGUAUGUGGUCCCUCCUCCCAUCAGGUAUGUGGUCCCUCCUCCCAUCAGGUAUGUGGUCCCUCCUCCCAUCAGGUAUGUGGUCCCUCCUCCCAUCAGGUAUGUGGUCCCUCCUCCCAUCAGGUAUGUGGUCCCUCCUCCCAUCAGGUAUGUGGUCCCUCCUCCCAUCAGGUAUGUGGUCCCUCCUCCCAUCAGGUAUGUGGUCCCUCCUCCCAUCAGGUAUGUGGUCCCUCCUCCCAUCAGGUAUGUGGUCCCUCCUCCCAUCAGGUAUGUGGUCCCUCCUCCCAUCAGGUAUGUGGUCCCUCCUCCCAUCAGGUAUGUGGUCCCUCCUCCCAUCAGGUAUGUGGUCCCUCCUCCCAUCAGGUAUGUGGUCCCUCCUCCCAUCAGGUAUGUGGUCCCUCCUCCCAUCAGGUAUGUGGUCCCUCCUCCCAUCAGGUAUGUGGUCCCUCCUCCCAUCAGGUAUGUGGUCCCUCCUCCCAUCAGGUAUGUGGUCCCUCCUCCCAUCAGGUAUGUGGUCCCUCCUCCCAUCAGGUAUGUGGUCCCUCCUCCCAUCAGGUAUGUGGUCCCUCCUCCCAUCAGGUAUGUGGUCCCUCCUCCCAUCAGGUAUGUGGUCCCUCCUCCCAUCAGGUAUGUGGUCCCUCCUCCCAUCAGGUAUGUGGUCCCUCCUCCCAUCAGGUAUGUGGUCCCUCCUCCCAUCAGGUAUGUGGUCCCUCCUCCCAUCAGGUAUGUGGUCCCUCCUCCCAUCAGGUAUGUGGUCCCUCCUCCCAUCAGGUAUGUGGUCCCUCCUCCCAUCAGGUAUGUGGUCCCUCCUCCCAUCAGGUAUGUGGUCCCUCCUCCCAUCAGGUAUGUGGUCCCUCCUCCCAUCAGGUAUGUGGUCCCUCCUCCCAUCAGGUAUGUGGUCCCUCCUCCCAUCAGGUAUGUGGUCCCUCCUCCCAUCAGGUAUGUGGUCCCUCCUCCCAUCAGGUAUGUGGUCCCUCCUCCCAUCAGGUAUGUGGUCCCUCCUCCCAUCAGGUAUGUGGUCCCUCCUCCCAUCAGGUAUGUGGUCCCUCCUCCCAUCAGGUAUGUGGUCCCUCCUCCCAUCAGGUAUGUGGUCCCUCCUCCCAUCAGGUAUGUGGUCCCUCCUCCCAUCAGGUAUGUGGUCCCUCCUCCCAUCAGGUAUGUGGUCCCUCCUCCCAUCAGGUAUGUGGUCCCUCCUCCCAUCAGGUAUGUGGUCCCUCCUCCCAUCAGGUAUGUGGUCCCUCCUCCCAUCAGGUAUGUGGUCCCUCCUCCCAUCAGGUAUGUGGUCCCUCCUCCCAUCAGGUAUGUGGUCCCUCCUCCCAUCAGGUAUGUGGUCCCUCCUCCCAUCAGGUAUGUGGUCCCUCCUCCCAUCAGGUAUGUGGUCCCUCCUCCCAUCAGGUAUGUGGUCCCUCCUCCCAUCAGGUAUGUGGUCCCUCCUCCCAUCAGGUAUGUGGUCCCUCCUCCCAUCAGGUAUGUGGUCCCUCCUCCCAUCAGGUAUGUGGUCCCUCCUCCCAUCAGGUAUGUGGUCCCUCCUCCCAUCAGGUAUGUGGUCCCUCCUCCCAUCAGGUAUGUGGUCCCUCCUCCCAUCAGGUAUGUGGUCCCUCCUCCCAUCAGGUAUGUGGUCCCUCCUCCCAUCAGGUAUGUGGUCCCUCCUCCCAUCAGGUAUGUGGUCCCUCCUCCCAUCAGGUAUGUGGUCCCUCCUCCCAUCAGGUAUGUGGUCCCUCCUCCCAUCAGGUAUGUGGUCCCUCCUCCCAUCAGGUAUGUGGUCCCUCCUCCCAUCAGGUAUGUGGUCCCUCCUCCCAUCAGGUAUGUGGUCCCUCCUCCCAUCAGGUAUGUGGUCCCUCCUCCCAUCAGGUAUGUGGUCCCUCCUCCCAUCAGGUAUGUGGUCCCUCCUCCCAUCAGGUAUGUGGUCCCUCCUCCCAUCAGGUAUGUGGUCCCUCCUCCCAUCAGGUAUGUGGUCCCUCCUCCCAUCAGGUAUGUGGUCCCUCCUCCCAUCAGGUAUGUGGUCCCUCCUCCCAUCAGGUAUGUGGUCCCUCCUCCCAUCAGGUAUGUGGUCCCUCCUCCCAUCAGGUAUGUGGUCCCUCCUCCCAUCAGGUAUGUGGUCCCUCCUCCCAUCAGGUAUGUGGUCCCUCCUCCCAUCAGGUAUGUGGUCCCUCCUCCCAUCAGGUAUGUGGUCCCUCCUCCCAUCAGGUAUGUGGUCCCUCCUCCCAUCAGGUAUGUGGUCCCUCCUCCCAUCAGGUAUGUGGUCCCUCCUCCCAUCAGGUAUGUGGUCCCUCCUCCCAUCAGGUAUGUGGUCCCUCCUCCCAUCAGGUAUGUGGUCCCUCCUCCCAUCAGGUAUGUGGUCCCUCCUCCCAUCAGGUAUGUGGUCCCUCCUCCCAUCAGGUAUGUGGUCCCUCCUCCCAUCAGGUAUGUGGUCCCUCCUCCCAUCAGGUAUGUGGUCCCUCCUCCCAUCAGGUAUGUGGUCCCUCCUCCCAUCAGGUAUGUGGUCCCUCCUCCCAUCAGGUAUGUGGUCCCUCCUCCCAUCAGGUAUGUGGUCCCUCCUCCCAUCAGGUAUGUGGUCCCUCCUCCCAUCAGGUAUGUGGUCCCUCCUCCCAUCAGGUAUGUGGUCCCUCCUCCCAUCAGGUAUGUGGUCCCUCCUCCCAUCAGGUAUGUGGUCCCUCCUCCCAUCAGGUAUGUGGUCCCUCCUCCCAUCAGGUAUGUGGUCCCUCCUCCCAUCAGGUAUGUGGUCCCUCCUCCCAUCAGGUAUGUGGUCCCUCCUCCCAUCAGGUAUGUGGUCCCUCCUCCCAUCAGGUAUGUGGUCCCUCCUCCCAUCAGGUAUGUGGUCCCUCCUCCCAUCAGGUAUGUGGUCCCUCCUCCCAUCAGGUAUGUGGUCCCUCCUCCCAUCAGGUAUGUGGUCCCUCCUCCCAUCAGGUAUGUGGUCCCUCCUCCCAUCAGGUAUGUGGUCCCUCCUCCCAUCAGGUAUGUGGUCCCUCCUCCCAUCAGGUAUGUGGUCCCUCCUCCCAUCAGGUAUGUGGUCCCUCCUCCCAUCAGGUAUGUGGUCCCUCCUCCCAUCAGGUAUGUGGUCCCUCCUCCCAUCAGGUAUGUGGUCCCUCCUCCCAUCAGGUAUGUGGUCCCUCCUCCCAUCAGGUAUGUGGUCCCUCCUCCCAUCAGGUAUGUGGUCCCUCCUCCCAUCAGGUAUGUGGUCCCUCCUCCCAUCAGGUAUGUGGUCCCUCCUCCCAUCAGGUAUGUGGUCCCUCCUCCCAUCAGGUAUGUGGUCCCUCCUCCCAUCAGGUAUGUGGUCCCUCCUCCCAUCAGGUAUGUGGUCCCUCCUCCCAUCAGGUAUGUGGUCCCUCCUCCCAUCAGGUAUGUGGUCCCUCCUCCCAUCAGGUAUGUGGUCCCUCCUCCCAUCAGGUAUGUGGUCCCUCCUCCCAUCAGGUAUGUGGUCCCUCCUCCCAUCAGGUAUGUGGUCCCUCCUCCAUUUCAGCCCAUCAGGUAUGUGGUCCCUCCUCCCAUCAGGUAUGUGGUCCCUCCUCCCAUCAGGUAUGUGGUCCCUCCUCCCAUCAGGUAUGUGGUCCCUCCUCCCAUCAGGUAUGUGGUCCCUCCUCCCAUCAGGUAUGUGGUCCCUCCUCCCAUCAGGUAUGUGGUCCCUCCUCCCAUCAGGUAUGUGGUCCCUCCUCCCAUCAGGUAUGUGGUCCCUCCUCCCAUCAGGUAUGUGGUCCCUCCUCCCAUCAGGUAUGUGGUCCCUCCUCCCAUCAGGUAUGUGGUCCCUCCUCCCAUCAGGUAUGUGGUCCCUCCUCCCAUCAGGUAUGUGGUCCCUCCUCCCAUCAGGUAUGUGGUCCCUCCUCCCAUCAGGUAUGUGGUCCCUCCUCCCAUCAGGUAUGUGGUCCCUCCUCCCAUCAGGUAUGUGGUCCCUCCUCCCAUCAGGUAUGUGGUCCCUCCUCCCAUCAGGUAUGUGGUCCCUCCUCCCAUCAGGUAUGUGGUCCCUCCUCCCAUCAGGUAUGUGGUCCCUCCUCCCAUCAGGUAUGUGGUCCCUCCUCCCAUCAGGUAUGUGGUCCCUCCUCCCAUCAGGUAUGUGGUCCCUCCUCCCAUCAGGUAUGUGGUCCCUCCUCCCAUCAGGUAUGUGGUCCCUCCUCCCAUCAGGUAUGUGGUCCCUCCUCCCAUCAGGUAUGUGGUCCCUCCUCCCAUCAGGUAUGUGGUCCCUCCUCCCAUCAGGUAUGUGGUCCCUCCUCCCAUCAGGUAUGUGGUCCCUCCUCCCAUCAGGUAUGUGGUCCCUCCUCCCAUCAGGUAUGUGGUCCCUCCUCCCAUCAGGUAUGUGGUCCCUCCUCCCAUCAGGUAUGUGGUCCCUCCUCCCAUCAGGUAUGUGGUCCCUCCUCCCAUCAGGUAUGUGGUCCCUCCUCCCAUCAGGUAUGUGGUCCCUCCUCCCAUCAGGUAUGUGGUCCCUCCUCCCAUCAGGUAUGUGGUCCCUCCUCCCAUCAGGUAUGUGGUCCCUCCUCCCAUCAGGUAUGUGGUCCCUCCUCCCAUCAGGUAUGUGGUCCCUCCUCCCAUCAGGUAUGUGGUCCCUCCUCCCAUCAGGUAUGUGGUCCCUCCUCCCAUCAGGUAUGUGGUCCCUCCUCCCAUCAGGUAUGUGGUCCCUCCUCCCAUCAGGUAUGUGGUCCCUCCUCCCAUCAGGUAUGUGGUCCCUCCUCCCAUCAGGUAUGUGGUCCCUCCUCCCAUCAGGUAUGUGGUCCCUCUUCCCAUCAGGUAUGUGGUCCCUCCUCCCAUCAAAAUCAGCAGCGGCAGAGCACUCAAAAUCAUCCUUUUGAGUCGACUCAAAAGUCACUCCGUUUUGGGUGGUAUCCAGUCAUCCUCUUCUUCACACCAUUACCUCACUCUCAUCACAACCCCUUCCUUCUGGCCAGUGUUGCUCGUGACGCCAAGCUGCGACUGUGGGAUUGCCGCCACGUGAUUCCAUCCUCCAUCACCAUGGUUGCCGCGGCGCACAAGGCGACUACUUCUCUCUCCCCAACCUCCUCCUCCUCCUCCUCGUCGUCGUCUUCCUCGCCUUGCAUCGGCACGUGUCGCACGCCCACAGCCCCCUUUGCUCUCCUCCCCCUCCCGCCUCACCCCACCCAUGCGCUGUGCCUUGUGGUGGGCCGAGGCGGCAUAGCGGCUCUGGACUUGCUUUCAAUGAAACAGGUUCUCGCCCUCCCAUGUGGGUCCGCCCCUCUCUCCUCCUUCGCCUCCUCUCCAUCGCGCUGCAUCUUUGCAGCAGGCUCUGAGGAUGGGUGUGUCAGGCUGUGGCGCAUGGGGCAGGUGCGGGAGGAAGGGGCAGCGGAAAGAAUAAACACUGCAGGAGCAGCUGGGGCGGGAGGGCAGCUCUCAGCAGGCAUGCGAGAAUCUAAAGUGCUCUCAAACUGCUGCCAGGCAGGCGUGGCUGAGUUCACGCUGCUCGCCUGCUCAAAGGCGCACAUCAGUACAGUGGAUUUACUGUACGUGGACGGUUAUAAAUGCAUCAGUGGGAGCCGAGGGGACGGAGUGUUGUGUGUGUGGGAUGUGGAGACUGGGGAGGAGAUUCGCACGUUGGACGCUACUGUUCUCCCCCCCUGGCUGGUGGAAACCGAUGAUGCUAGUAACGAGGGUCAUGGUGAUGGUGGUGGUGGUGAAGCUGCUGCUGGUGGUAACCUUACAAAUGCUGGUAACAGCAGCGAUUCAACAGCGGAUGUUGACCUUAUAGGGGAAGGUGGUGCUACAGCUGAUGUUGCGACUGCUGGCGAAAGUAGGGGCAAUGCUCCUGAGACCGUGAGGCGAGUUCUAGUGGAGAAAACAGCCAUUCGCAACCCAUUAAGGCCGUCCUCGCUGAGGGCUUCCUCGGAAAACACGUUCCCCGGCCCCAUUGCUUCCCCCUCAGGUGGACCGUCCAAUUCCGUCCUCACCGAUCUCUCCUCCGCCAUUGCUCUCUGCAACCGCAUCGUCCAUCUAUCAGGCCCUUACCCUACCUCUACUUCCCCUCACCGGCACUCCGCAUCCCUCCCCAGUUCCCCCUCCGCCUCCCCUUUCCACGCGACCGGCCCCCCUCUUCCGCCCAUUCGGAACGCCGCCCUCCGUGUAUCUGCCGAGCGUGUUUCGAAACGAACCAAGCAGCUCCUGCCGAUCCUAAUUCAGCUGCAAGGCGCACUCAGAGCGUUGGUGGGAGGAGCUCAGUGGGAGGGGAGGAAGACGGCGGAGGAGUCAGAGCAGGGGGAGGCGGAUAUGGAGUGGGAGGAAUGGGAGGGGGAGCACGAGGAGGGGGAGAUGUUGAAGGAGGACAAGGAGAAACAGGUGAAGGGUAUGGGCGGCCGAAACAGCGCUGAGGCUGCUGGGGGGGGUAGAGGCGUGCAGAGCGGUAACAGGGCUGCUAGCACCUCUGCUGCCUCUGCCCACACUCCCACAUCCCCUAAUGCCGUCCCCGCCGCCGUCGCAGCUACUGCUGAUGCUGCUGCAGCUGCGGCUGGCGCUAGUGACGAUGGGGGCAGGGGCCGCGCAGCCGCUACAGCCUCAACACCUGCUGCGGCCACUGCUCUCUCAGCUCCCAGCGCCUCUUCCCCUCGUAGUUCUACCGCCACUGGAACUUCUGUCUUUUCUGCCGGCCCAGCUGCCGCCCGCCAGCUGGUCGUCUCGCUCUCCCGGGGAUCUGCGCUGGAAAAGCGGACGGCGCUGAGGGCGCUUCUGGAGUUAUCUGAGUCGUCGGAUGCGGGGAAGCUGCACGUGACUGCAGCAGGGGUGGUUCCUGUGAUUGCUGUGCUGCUCAGUCAUCCAGACCUGGGAGCCAGCUUCGGCAGCAGCAGCUUCGGAAGCAGCGGGGGGGCAGCGGGGAUAGGUGGUGCAGGUGGCCCGGUUAUCGCAACCAGGACUGGGAGUGGUACCAGGAGUGCUAGAACGUCGAGCAUAGGGGAAGAGCUUAAGAUAGUCUCUUUGCAACUGCUCCUAUCGCUCGUAUCUCUUGAUGAGAACCGAGCCGUGGUGGCGAAGGCUGGCUGCGUCGCGAUCCUAGUCAGCAUCCUCCGAACCGGAUCGCCGGACCUGCGCGCCGUGGCUGCGCGGGUGCUUUGGAAGGUGGCAGUGGGAGGAGGGGGAGGGGGAGGGGGAGGGGGAGUGGGAGUGGGAGGGGGCGGCAGCGACAACUCCAGGGCGGCGAUUGCGGCGAGUGAGGCGAUUCCAUCGCUGGUGGCGAUUCUACAGUCGCAGACAGACGCUGCAGUGAAGCAGGAUGCUGCUGACGCCAUUGCUCACCUCACAGCCAACAACGAGAAGAACCAGGUGAGAGUGAGAGAGGAGGAGGAAGGGGCGGGAGAGUGGGGGGCUCUGGGCUGGGCAAUGCGUGGGCAGGGGGCUGAGAGGGGAGAGGGAGGGGGGAGAGGGGGGCCGAGAAUGGAGGGAGAGGGAGGGGGGAGAGGGGAGCCGAGAGUGGAGGGAGAGGGAGGGGGGGAGAGGGGGGCCGAGAGAGGGGGGAUCUAUGCUGAACUAGAGGUGGGCACGCUGGCAGGAGAGGUGGGCACGCUGGCAGGAGAGGUGGGCACGCUGGCAGGAGAGGUGGGCACGCUGGCAGGAGAGGUGGGCACGCUGGCAGGAGAGGUGGGCACGCUGGCAGGAGAGGUGGGCACGCUGGCUGCUGUCUCAGGGAGGAACAGCAGCGACAACAAGCUUGCCAUUGCUGCUCUUCCUCCCUCCAUCGCAUACCCUCUUUCUCACCCUUCCAUGCACACACCGUCUCUCGUCUCUCUCCACCCGCCCUACUCUCCCCUCAUCCCCACUUCAGAUGGCAGUGGCGGAAGCAGGGGCCAUCCCAGCGCUGGUAACCAUGUUACGGGAUGGCAGCACGGGCGAGCAGGAGAGGGCGGCUCUGGCGAUGGCAGUGGCGGAAGUGGGUGCCAUCCCAGCGCUGGUAACCAUGUUACGAGAUGGCAGCACGGGCGAGCAGGAGAGGGCAGCUUUAGCGGUGGGCCCGCUGGCAGUGAACAGCAGCGACAACAAACUCGCCAUCGCUGCUGCCUUCACUCCCUCGCAUACCCUCUUUCUCACCCUUCCAUGCACACACCCUCUCUUGUCUCUCUCCACCCGCCCUACUCUCCCUACCCCCCCCCCCCUCUCCCCUCAUCCCCACUCCAGAUGGCAGUGGCGGAAGCGGGUGCCAUCCCUGCGCUGGUAACCAUGUUACGAGACGGCAGCACGGGCGAGCAGGAGAGGGCGGCUCUGGCGGUGGGCACGCUGGCAGUGAACAGCAGCGACAACAAGCUCGCCAUCGCUGCUGCCGGCGCCGUGCCUCUGCUGCUCGACCUGCUCUUCCACUCCGUUGCUGCUGCUGCUGCUGCUGCUGCUGCUAACACUGCUUCUGCUGCAGGGCGAUCAGGGCGAGAAGGGCGAGAAGGGCGAGAAGGGCAAGCAGAGCAAGCCUUCUCUGUCGAGCCUUCUCCUCGAGCAGCCACAGCAUCGGUCUCUCUCCCACCCUUCCACUCCACUUUUUCGUCCUCCUCCGCGCCUCCUUUGCCUGCCGCCAUUGCCAAGACCUGCGCCUGGACGCUCUACGUCCUCUCCUCCGACUUAGUCUCAGCCUCGUUCAUCCUCGCUAAUGACGGGCUCGAGAUAGUGUAUAAGGUGUACAAGGAGGGCCCGUCGGAGGCGCAGUUCUGGGCGGGACACAUGCUGCAGCUGCUGGAUCCCACGUUCCGCCGCCCGGAGAAGCAGGCUAGCUCUAGGAGGCUGUGGGGAGUGGGGGGAAAGGGAGGGUGGGGGGGAGGGGGGGGUGAGGGGAGUUUGUUGGAGAGCCAGGGGAGGAAGGGGGAGUGA